This is a messenger RNA of Pristis pectinata (smalltooth sawfish), 4441 nucleotides long. RefSeq names its product transmembrane protein 47 (gene tmem47). Lineage: Eukaryota; Metazoa; Chordata; Chondrichthyes; Rhinopristiformes; Pristidae. The transcript has 3 exons. Gene Ontology annotation, cellular component: membrane; cell-cell junction. Gene Ontology annotation, biological process: cell-cell adhesion. The record is from RefSeq and is a predicted model, not a curated record. Bases 307 to 846 code for a protein of 179 amino acids.
UGCGAUCACAGGCGGGGGUGGGGAGAUAUUUGGGAGCACAGAGCGAUGUUUGGGAAGAGGCGUCAGGGCCAGAGGGAGGGAAGGGGGAGGUGUUGACGUUCAGUGCCUUCCCAGCAAGGAGCUGACUCACACAGUGACGGCAGAAAGUCCGAGAGAUCUUGUGAGGGAAGGAGCGGGGAGAGAGAGAGAGGAGGUGGGGAGAGAGAGGGGGAGCCUGCGAGCGGGACUGAGCGAGGCGCCGGCCACAGGGCUCGGUGCGAGGUGCAGUGAGUGGGAGCUCGCACUUUGACCAGCUGCGGCUGCAGGAUGUCCACAACCGAGGAGAGCCAAGUGACGGCGGUGACUCCGCUCAAACUGACCGGCUUGGUGUGCGUGGUCAUCUCGCUGUGUCUGGACGUGGUGGCCUUACUGAGUCCCGCCUGGGUCACCGCCGACAGCCACUUCUCCCUCUCCCUCUGGCAGAGGUGUUUCCGAGCCGGCUCGCUCCCCGACAGCGAGUGGGACUGCAAGUGGGCGCUGGACAGCGACUGGGAGAUUGCCACGGUUGCCUUGCUUCUGACUGGAGCAGCCAUUAUUCUUAUUGCCUUUCUGGUGGCUUUGAUCUCAAUCUGUCAGGGGACCCGUCGAAAAUUCUACAAACCUGUGGCCAUCCUGUUAUUUUCUGCAGUUGUUCUCCAAGUAUGUGGACUCGUUUUGUACCCAAUCAAAUUUGUGGAAACAGCCACGAUGCGAACAUAUCAUGAGUUCAACUGGGGAUAUGGCAUUGCCUGGGGAGCCACCAUCUUCUCAUUUGGGGGAGCUGUACUUUACUGCUUAAACCCGAAGAACUACGAUGACUACUACUAGGGCAGAACUAAUUCUACUGAAUUUAAGCUCACCUCCUUUGCUAACUUGCUGCUCUCUAAGUUAAUAUGUGGUAUUUAACCUGUUCUUUCAAUGCACUAUUCACUUUGGCUGUAAUGAAGAUAAUUGCUUUAACUCCUACACCACAAACAUGGAACUCUGGAAAUUUCAUGGCUGAAAUUUUGUAUAUUGGCAGUUUCACGUACAGUGCACUGGAAUGCAAACUUCUGAUAGUUUCACAUCAGCUGGGAGGAAUCACAAAAGAUUUUGGUGUGCAGUGAAGAACAUGAAUCAAAGUCUACUUUUGCAAGAAUGUUCAAUUCAAUCUGCCUGCCCGAAAGAACUUGCCCUGGGUAUGAAGGACAUGUGUUUCCCAUAGUGAGGUUGAAAAUUUAUGCCUCAAAUUUGGGUUGGAUAAAGUGUGUAAACUGCUGAUUAUUCUGUGGUAACUCAAGUAAAAGUGCAUGCUUGCAUCCAUUUUCAAAAGCUCAGCAACAUCCUCUGUAAAAUGUUACUGUCCUGAUGCAAGAUAGAAAUACAUUACUCAUGUUUCUAAUUAUUACAGAGAAAUGGGAACACAACACUGUUGUAAAGCUGUACUAAAGUUCCAUUUGUACCAUUCAAUUAAAAUUGCAGCAUUUUGUUUAUCAUUUUCCUAUGCCUACAGAGGAAUUUUAUGAGAUAUCUUUUUAAAACAAAAAGCAUAGCAAAUAUCAGUGUACUUAAAUACUACUAGAUAUAGUGUCGCAGAUGAGCAUUUUGAUGAGUCAAGAAUCUAGAAAGAACCUUAUAUGCUAUUGUAAACAUUCUAAUUUAUUUGAGCAACUACUGUAUUUUUAUAUAGACCUCUGCACACUAUUUCCUGUAUGAUGUAUACUAUUCCUUAUACUGUGCCUAAAAAGUUAUUUUGACUUAUAUCUAAGAUAAAUUCCAUAUUUCCAGCAAUUUGUUAUCUCCUUCUUUCUCUGUAGCUUUCCUUACUUGUAUCGUACAGUAAUCCGUGAAUACAUUUAAUUACUAAAAAAGACAUUAAUUUGGGAAGGAAAAGGAGGCUUUGUUUUAGCUGUACAGGAUAAAGGUACAAUGAGUCCAUAGAGCUAUUUAGAAUAAGAGGCCUGUGUACUUAAAUUAUUCAUUUUAUUAUUUUCUAUGUGGUCAACAUCCUGUAGAAUUUUACAGCACGGUGUUUCCAAAUGCAUCAGGUAAGAACCAUUCCUGCACUUGCCUGGACAUCCACAGAAUAAGCUGAAUGUUAUUUUCAAAUCUUUCCGACAACCACAGAAUUACUGAAAUGAUGCUAUAAGAAUUCCCGUGGCAGGUGCACAGCCUCCAACAAACAAAACUGACCAAUAAAUGUGUUCCAAGAUGUAAUAACUGCAGAUGUUUUCUUGUCUGCAGUGAUAUCAUAAUAUCAUUACUGGUCAUUCCCCUGGCAGUAAAUCUGUCUCACGUUUUAUUGCAAUCGGUAUUUGGACAACUAUUGGGUCUGAUAUUUGUGUGUAACAAGUUAUAGCUUCAGAGUAAAAGUCCUAUAUUUUUUGACAUAAUACAUAACUCACAGGCACAUGAAAAGGAGAAUGUGGAAGGACUGUCAGGCCUAUUGAGCCAUCUACCAGCUCCUUUAUCAAAACCUAACUGAAAUAAGCUUAAACUCCAGGAGCAUCCUCUCCAGCCCUUGAAAGCUCCAUAAAAAGUAUUCUGGCCUUUUUUCCAUUUUGCCAUUCUGCCCUUUGACUUAUAAGUGUAUCUUGUACACUUAAAAAUGGUGUUUUCCUUCAGGAAUUUAUCGAGUUCCCUUAUUAAGUAUAUUGAAUGCAUGCAUCUAUAAUUUGCUCCAGAGGGAAAUGUCUCUCUGUGAAAUGAAAUAUUUGCUGGCAUCUAAUCUAACUCUGCCUGACGAUUUUAUAUGCAUGUUCAUCAGUCUUACCAUCCCUAUUGAUCUCAAGUCACAAUCCAGCUGGAUUGAAUCCAAUCCUCUCAUCCUUUUAAAAACCUUUAAUCAUGCCCCCUUCUAAGUUUGCAUUUUCCCAAAGUACCUUGCCAUUACACGUUAGUUUCCCUUCAUAAUAAGAACUUGGUAUAUCAGAAGAUCAAAAUUCUUUACUAAAUGUGGAUGCAUCAAAGUCUUCCAUGACCUAUUUAUAAGGCUAUUUACUUUUUCUGUUCAGUGACCUCUGUAUCAUACUCUUGAAAUGCCUUCCCAUACAAGUGCCCCCACUGCACAUGUACAUUUAAUGUUGUCAUCUAUAAAUCUAAGAUUUCAGUCAUAACUUUUAAUUGAAAAGAGUGACAAGGUAAAUAUUGUUUAUUAAAUGAUAUACUGUAGCUCACUUACAAUUAUGCUAUUAACACCAGAAAGGUAUUUAUUUAAAUGCAAAUAAAAAUUACGAUAGUGGCAUGUAAGAGGCUGUUAGAUAGAUGCACGAAUAUGCAGGGAAUGGAGGGAUAUGGAUCAUGUACAAGCAGAAGAGAAUUAGUUUAAUUCGGCAUCAUGUCUGGUGCAGACAUUAUGGACCGAAGAGCCUGUUCCUGUGUUGCACUGUUCUAUGUUCUAAAAUAUGGAAUUUAUUCAGAAAAGUCAAAGUGAAUAUGUUAAGCACACAGUAGUUUUCACCAUAGUUAUUUUAUUGCAUCAAUGUGCCUUUCAAAUAUUGCUUUUGAUAGGAAGUAUAUAGCAAUAAUAACAACAGCUACACAAAAAUAUAUUUACCAUUCUUAAGAUUAUAAUAAGCCAAUACUUUUUUGAUGGGUAUACAAAAUUCACAAAUAUGAGAUUGAAUGGUUAAGAAGAAAACAAAAGAUUUUGCAAAAGGUGAAUUGCUCUGCAGACAGUCAUGUAAUGCCUUAACUUGAACCAACUAUGGUAUCUUUGUCAUGAGUAUGUAAACAUGACAUAACGAGACAAUAACCUAAUUUCAAAAUUAACCUGAUCUAUUUUAUGCAAGAAUUAAUGUUUUUAACAUCCAUUCUUUUUUAUUGUGGUAUUCCAGUUAUUGCAAUACUCUCUUUGAAUUCCUUGACUGUUAAUUGCUGUUAAUAACUUCAGAACAGAGAUUGAAUUUUAAUUGAAUGGCACCCAUCGUGUGCAUUUAAGCUACAGAGUGCUCUACAGUUACAAUGUUUGUAAUAAACCAAAACAGAAGAUUGCAAAGCAAUGUCAGUGAAUACAGUUGAGAAUCAACACAUUUUCAAAGCUGAAUGCAAACAAGUCGGAUGGCUGAUGAAUGUUGGCCUUGCCAUGACUCUCAGAUCACAAUAAUGAAUUUAAUACAGGGAGAGAUCAUGUAGCACAUUAGAGGGAAACAUAAAUAUACAAUGACAAUGAAUAUAUUAUUAUUCAGAAAAUAAUUGCAAAAAAGAAACAAUUUUUCAGGUAUGUCUUCUCAAGGCAUCCAUACAUUAAUGAAGUUUUCAAAAUGAAGUCUUACAUUUUGACUGAAUUUCAGAUUGGUUAAGUAAUCUUUUGCUUAAGAGAUGUAUACAAUGAUUAAAUCUAAUGCAAGAGAAUAAAGAACCAUGGAAAAAAGUCUUCUGUCUGCAGGAUAUGUGCCUGUGUUGUGCUGACACUACUUAAAAGUGCCUUUUCAUUAAAAAUUGU